Messenger RNA from Patiria miniata (bat star), 577 nucleotides. RefSeq names its product snaclec 3-like. Gene Ontology annotation, molecular function: signaling receptor activity. The record is from RefSeq and is a predicted model, not a curated record. Lineage: Eukaryota; Metazoa; Echinodermata; Asteroidea; Valvatida; Asterinidae. The coding region runs from base 44 to 565 and encodes 173 amino acids. The transcript has a single exon.
AUAAGACUUGGAUCUACAAGAGUAACCAAAGGGGUGUGACAAGAUGGCAACUUUUAAAACUUCUUCUGUUUUAUUCAUUAUCUGUUUUGUAUUAAGUGGAACCACGGAUCACGGGUCCAUGGUCUUGGGCUGCGCUCCAUGCAACACAGGCUGGAUAGAGUUUGGGAAUCGCUGCCAUCUCAUCGUCAACAAGCAGAAAUCUUUCCAGGAUGCCGAGGCGUACUGCCAGGGCCUGUCCCGCCCUGGAAGGCCGGCUCAUCUCAUGUCGAUCAACAGCGAAAAGGAGAAUGACUUCCUCAUGGAGUACGCCAAGACCAUUAAUGGUCUUGUUGAGAUGAGCUGGUUGUGGAUCGGCUACCUCAAAAGUGCCACCCCAAAAUGGCUGGAUGGAAGCCAGGAUAGCUACGUAUACUGGGCUCCGGGAUAUCCACUCAGUUGGCCUAUCGAGACCAUUGACUUAGUUUGCGUCGGCGUUUAUAUUCCUGUGGGUACUUGGGUGGAUCUUUAUUGCAUCACAGAAACAGCAUUCGUCUGUGAGAUGCCGUACAGAUUUACCACAAAGUAACUCAAAAAAAGA